ACCUAUUCUAAAAUGCAUUAGAUCAAUUCUUCUCCUAACCUUAAAUUAGGGGUUAAUAAUUCAGUAUUAUUAAGGUUAUUGAUUGUCACACUAGUAGGCUGUGUGGUGCAGCUGUAAAUGCCGCAGCGUUUUGUAGGAGUCCAAACUGACCUGCUGCCCUGCCUGGGUUUGUCAACUUUUCUGAAUGACUGCUGGUGUUAGCUAACAGGCCGUUCUGAGCUGGGACUGCGGCACUCAAGCAACAAAAAAGUAGCCCAGAGUAAGCAGUGAGUGUGCAGCGCUUCGGUUUGCAGCCUCGGUGUCAACUUAACGCGUGUGUCCGCCUGGUGGAGCUUGAUUUCAGGGACCGACGCACUGCAAUGAACCGCGGAUCUGCUACACUGGAGCACUAUAAAGCAGCCAUGUUGCUGAGUGGUGUUGGUGAUGCUCUGGGAUACAGGAACCAGCUGUGGGAGUACAAUGAGUCGGGACCAGCCAUUCACCAGGAACUGAAGGAGCUUGGUGGUCUGAAGAACAUCAAGGCUGAGCUCCCUGACUGGCCAGUGAGCGACGACACAGUUCUUCAUCUGGCAACGGCUGAAGGGCUGGCAACUGGGAAGACGGGGGAGGAGCUCAUGCACGAGGUGGCUGCUCGAUAUGUAGAGGGGAUGAAAGACAUGGACGGGAGGAAACCAGGGCCCUCAAGCAUUCUGGGAGUCUCCCAGCUGAAACCUGGACAUGAAGGGGGCUACAGAGUGCCAUAUAACCCAGAGGGGACGGGCUGUGGCGCGGCCAUGAGGUCCAUGUGCAUUGGCCUCAGGUAUCCAAAGCCCGACCAGCUGUUGUCGUUGGUGGCGGUUGCAGUGGAGACAGGCAGGAUGACCCAUCCUCACCCCACUGGUUUCCUGGGAGCCGUAGCAUCGGCCCUUUUUACUUCAUACGCCGUCCAGCGCAGGCCAAUCACGACUUGGGGUCUAGGCCUUAUCAACGAGGCCUGUCCAAUAGCAAAGAGCUUUGUUCAAGGUCGAGGCUUCGCGGUGGAGGAGACGGAGAGAGACUGGGGCUACUUCUGUGACAAGUGGCAGUGGUACCUGGAUUUGAGGGGCAUCUCUAACGGGGUGGGGCCUGUGAUUUGGCCCUCCUCCUACGGCCCAGCUGAGAGAGACGACGCCUACAAGAGCUUCAGCCUGUCGGGAUGGGCGGGACGCAGUGGCCACGAUGCUCCGAUGAUAGCGUUGGACGCCCUGCUGGGGGCGAGUUCAGAUUGGGAGGAGCUGAUGAGCAGAGCGGGCUUCCACGGAGGCGACAGUGACAGCACAGCAGUGAUUGCCUGCUGCUGCUGGGGUCUUCUGUACGGCACCCAGGGGGUCCCUGAAGGCAACUACUCCAACCUGGAGUACCGGAACCGACUGGAGCGCAGCGCAGAGCAACUCUAUGCCCUGUCACACUGCCACCACAGCCAGCUGCACUGACAGUGUCCAAGCAUCUUGAACUGAGGCCAUGCAGACACAUUGACAUAGAGCUAGUUGGCAUUAGUUAGUGCAUCAAUCUAGAGUGGUGUUAUCUUUUUCUAUGUUCCAUCUACUCAUUCGUCAAGUGAUUUGAAUUGAUGUAUAUGAACUGUGCUAUAUAAACUUGCCUUGCUCUCACAAAGUGUGGUGUCAUAUUAGCCUGAAGGGGAAGCCGUGUCCCACUAACCCAAAGAGUCAUCUCUGCCACAAGGACUGUGUGCCUCAUGAUGUUGACACUGAAGCUGGUGUAUAAAGAGGGCGCCACCUAGUGAACGUUUCAAAUUAACAUGCAAAGUUGCACCACUGAGUGGAACGAAUUCAAGCUAAUGAGAAUGUGGAAAGAAUGCAAAAAGUUCCCUAUGAGGUAAUUACUUCGUUUUGUCAGCCUGACAUAAUAGCGAAUGCCUAGUAAGCUUCAAAUUAAAUGUGCUCUUGUUAUUGUCUAAUGAAAAAUACACUUCUGUGUCUCAUACUUAUUUCCUGCAGCACAGAGCAGAACUGUAACUGCAAUACUCUAGACAAGCACAAUUAUUACAAUAAAAGAAACUAACAAA
This is a messenger RNA of Micropterus salmoides (largemouth bass), 2044 nucleotides long. RefSeq names its product ADP-ribosylarginine hydrolase (gene adprh). Gene Ontology annotation, biological process: protein de-ADP-ribosylation. The coding region runs from base 360 to 1451 and encodes 363 amino acids. The transcript is spliced from 9 exons. Lineage: Eukaryota; Metazoa; Chordata; Actinopteri; Centrarchiformes; Centrarchidae. The record is from RefSeq and is a predicted model, not a curated record. Gene Ontology annotation, molecular function: ADP-ribosylarginine-[protein] hydrolase activity; magnesium ion binding.